Molecule: messenger RNA, 1347 nt
Organism: Metarhizium robertsii ARSEF 23
Lineage: Eukaryota; Fungi; Ascomycota; Sordariomycetes; Hypocreales; Clavicipitaceae
Exons: 2
Coding region: 1-1347 (448 amino acids)
Source: RefSeq, a predicted model, not a curated record
AUGAAGGCAAAUUCGGCCUUGAUAAGUGCCUUUGUGGCCCUCUCAGCAGGCGUUGAGGCUCGAAAUCUGGUUCCCAAACAAGCCAGAGCCACGGCCUCUGUUGCUCUGGCCGACGAUGGAAUGUCUCCAAGACCUACUCCCCCGCCUGGUUGGGAUAGAUUCGAGCCCAAACAUUUGUUCGGGAGAGCCACCUCGACUCAGACGCCGCUGACCAUGAUGAUCGCCCCGGACAAUACCUGUGGUUGGAUCUCUGGCAGCUACGCUGUUCCAUAUAGCUGUGGCCUUGGCGCUACUUGCGGCCUCGUGCAGGCUCAGAAAACUUUCUCAGGAAUGAUCAUGUGCUAUAAUAGCGUUGCAUUCAACUUCAGAUUCGCAUGUGUCGAUUACAACAUGUACCAGUCAAGCUCCUGCGAUCAUCUGUGUGCCGAAAACACACAGAUUGUCAAGUGCACGAACAAGGUUUACCCCUACUGCAAUACAGUUGCCUUCCCUGGCAAUAUCACCGACUACUGGUGCAACUCAGUCAGCUACUCAACAGCUCAGGGUGCCUACACCACCUACGUUGGGCAAACUGAAGUCAGAAGCUACUCUCGCUUUGUCCAGACCUUUUCCAGCACACUUCCCAGCACUGCCACCCUCGGUGUCCCAACCGCCACGGGGGCAGACGCCAGUGCAUCAGCUUCAGCUACUCAAACUGGAAACAAUGGUAACAACAGCAGCGGCGGCGGAGGAGGCGACAGCGGCAGCAAGACCCCCGUUGGUGCCAUCGUGGGUGGUGUGGUCGGUGGUGUGGCCGCCAUCGCCAUCGGUCUUCUCGCGCUUGUAUUUUUCCUCCGCAGGAACAAGAAGAAUAGCGGCAAGUCGCAAACCACUUCGACGACCGACCAUUCCCCCAUGCCACCAAACGCUACUCCCGGCGCCCCCAUGGCACAAUCCUACUACGGCGGUCCUCCUCUGCCUCAGGGAUAUCCUCCCCAGAAGCCGUACCCUCAGAACACGCCUUCGCCUCCUGUCGGCUAUUACUCCCCUGGCGGCGGCGUCGAUCCCAGCUCACCGACGCAAUCACAGAUGACGGACCCACGAAUGAGCCAUUUGACUACGAGUCCAGCACCGACUUGGACAAACUCGUACGGAACAACGCCGCCGGUUCAGCAGCAGCCAGCGGGUUUCCAACCCAUGGGUGGCACACCGCCUAUUCAAGGACAUCCUCAGAGUCAGACUCAACCUCAAUCGCAACCACAGCCGCAGCCGCAGCCGGAGCCGCAGUCGCAGCCCCAGGGAGUUGUGCACGAAGUCCCUGCCCAGACUGGUGAGAAUCAUCGCGGUCAUAUGCAUGAAUUGGCAUAA